CAACCAGCAACACGGACAGAAGAAAAUAGAGGACAAAAGCGAAAGAGGAGAAGAAGAGAAGAGGAUGCUCGACUCAUCAUGAGUCGCUAUCUCACCCCCUCCAAAGUCGCGUUACUGUGCCUCAUCUCCAUCUACACGGAAGGAGUCGUCCCCAACUCCGCCGCCAUCCAUGUCCUAUCCUUCUUAGUCUCGUGUCUAACCCCGUUAGACCCGGGAGAGCCCGGGUUUUCUAGUGGGAAAUGGACCAAGCAGUCGUCCGUGUCGAUCGCAGACCUUGAGGAAGGCCUCUCCCACCGCCCCUCUUCAAUCCCCGGCCGCUCCGUCUGGGACUUGUUCCUGCGGAAGGCCUGGUCCCUGGACUCGUGCGAUGCCCUGGAGGUCUUUUUUACGGAGAUCUCUGACAUGCUGGUCAAGACCCGUGACGAGCAGAUGCGGGACAGGGACCAGGGUCUGGCCCCCGAGACGGGCGGGAUGCGCUUGUCCCGGUGCUCCCCGCUGGGGGCGUUCGUGCGCAGGGCCCAGCUCGAAUUCACGCGCCUGCAAUUUCACGACUCGGUGAAGCUGUGGAAGGGCUUUGUUAAGUACCGUCUGCCGACGUACUGGAUGUGGGCGAGGCGGAAUCCUAGUGAGGAUCAUGCUCCUGUGGAUAUCAACCUGCUCGCCCUGUCGUUGGAGACCGACAGUCCGCUGGCUCAGGUGGCAUACGGCACUAUUGAUGAGUCGGACUCCGAGGAUGAAACGUACGUGAGUACCAAGGACGUGGAGCGAUUGUUAGAGUUCCAGAUCGGAGAGUUACAGCGAUUGGGAGGCAGAGUCCCCGACGCGAUGAAAACUCAAUUGGAGCGGAUCGUCACGGCGGGCGUGACAUUGCCAAAUCUGGCUCACUAUCUCAAGUUCCUCGAUGCCUGGAGAGCCGGCGAUUAUCCAUCGUCGUUUGACAAUCUCCACCGAUAUUUCGACUACACCAUGCGUAGCCGGGAUCGGAGCUCCUACCAGUAUGCUCUGUUAAACCUGGCCAUCCUGCAGGCGGAUUUCGGGUGCUACGGAGAAGCCGUGUCGGCGAUGCAGGAAGCGGUGUCCAUCGCGCGCGAGUCACACGAUAUGAACUGUCUGAAUUUCUGCAUGAGCUGGCUGUAUCACUUCGGCAAGGCCUUUCCGGAGCACAUGAAGGAUGUCCAGAACACGGGUAUGCUGGGUAAUGAGAAGGAGGGCCUGGCCUUUUUGAAGGCCAAGGCGAAAGAGACUGAGAUGUGGAGUCUGCUAAGCACUACCCUUUUAAGCGAGGCGAAGCUCGAGUUGCAAAAGGGAGAGAGUCUAGCGUCGUCAAUCGAAAACAUCGUUCGUGCGUCCCAUCUGAACGUCACCAAAAAUGUUGCUCUCUCGAUGGGGCCUCAGCUUCUGCUACAGACUUCACUCUACGCACGAAUAGGCGUCUCCCACCUCGCCUGGUUGAAUAGCGAGAUCUUCCUCGAAUGCUACGCCAGUCGGGCUCCGUUUGAGGAUUAUCUCAAGAACACCUUCCGCAGCUGCCAGCUGCUAGCACAACAAGGCCGCUACAAGGAGGCGUCAGCCCGGAUGAAUGACAUCGCCCCGGAGAAGCUCCGGUCGUUGAAAGAGAACCAGCUGUGGACGUUUUUCUCGGGACUCAUGCAGCUCCGCCGACAGAUCUACCGAGACAACCAAAUAGCAGCGGACCACCUCCUCACCCAACUCCAAUCCAUUCAACUCCCCGACACAGACCUCACCCUCACUCUCACCCUCCUCACAAUCGAAUACACAAUCCGCAAAGGCAACCACGCGCAAGCCCUCUCCCUCAUCGAACAAACCGCCCAAUCCCUCCACCACGAAAACUUCGACAUCCACACCCAGAUCCAACUCCUCUGCCUGAAAGCCCGCAUCCUCGACAAAACCAGCCAGCCCCAGCGCGGCUUCUCGCUCGCCAUGCGCGCUGCCAGCAUCGCCCACCGCGCUCGCCUCCUCCCCGACCUCUGCGACGCCGUAUGCGCCCUCGCCGCCGUGCUCCUCAGUCUGCGCGAGUUCACCGCUGUCGCUGCUAUGCUUGAGAGCGUUAUGCCGCAGGUGCUGGAGGCAAACGAUGCGGCUCUCGCUGCCCGCGCUUACUCGCUUCUCGUUGAUGCUAAUAUGGGUGUGGCGGGCUCCUUGCGCAAAGCAGCUGACCCCGCUAAGAAGGAGUAUAUGAAUCGCGCGCUUGGGUACCUUGACUGUGCGUAUGAUCAGUUUGAGGAGCUGGAGGAUAUCCGCGGCCAGUGUGAGAUGAUGGCUAAGAAGGCUACUGUUAUGCAGCUGUCUGGGGACCUGGUGCUGGCGAAUGAUUAUGCCGCUAAGUAUUUGGAUUUGCGGAAGCUGGGGGCGGCGGAGGUGGUGUGA
This is a messenger RNA of Aspergillus campestris IBT 28561, 2388 nucleotides long. Its product is annotated as putative anaphase-promoting complex subunit Apc5. The transcript is spliced from 7 exons. Gene Ontology annotation, molecular function: protein binding. The record is from RefSeq and is a predicted model, not a curated record. Gene Ontology annotation, biological process: anaphase-promoting complex-dependent catabolic process; protein K11-linked ubiquitination; positive regulation of mitotic metaphase/anaphase transition. Gene Ontology annotation, cellular component: anaphase-promoting complex. Lineage: Eukaryota; Fungi; Ascomycota; Eurotiomycetes; Eurotiales; Aspergillaceae. Bases 79 to 2388 code for a protein of 769 amino acids.